Molecule: messenger RNA, 2049 nt
Organism: Linepithema humile (Argentine ant)
Lineage: Eukaryota; Metazoa; Arthropoda; Insecta; Hymenoptera; Formicidae
Source: RefSeq, a predicted model, not a curated record
GGAUGUUGGCUACCGAUUUCGUGGACAUCACGAUACAAACGUAUUAUAUAUCAUGUAUACACGAUCUCCAUAAUUUUUUUAACAAAUACAUUUAUGUUGUCGCAACUGAUGGAUAUAGUUUUCACUGUGAAUAAUACUGAUGAUUUCACCGAUAAUUUCUACGUGAUGCUUGCCAUGUUUGUGUCCUGCUGUAAGAUGUUUAGUUUAUUAAAAAAUCGAAACAACAUCGCGAUGCUGAUCAAUAUUUUGAUGGAAAAGCCGUGUAAGCCCAUUGAACAUGACGAAAUCGAGAUUCGGCAGAAAUUCGAUAAAUUCGUACAGACAAACACGCUUUAUUAUGCGAUUCUGGUAGAAUUAACGUGCGCAUUUGCAUUGACGACAUCAUAUUUCAGAGACUACAGAAAACAGAGAUUAGCUUUUAGAGCAUGGUUACCGUUUAACUAUUCGUCACCGAUGCUAUUUCAAAUUGCAUUCCUGCAUCAAUUCACAAGUUUGAUAAUUGGAUCGAUUCUUCACAUAGCUUGUGAUAGUCUGAUUUGCGGAUUAUUGGUGCACAUAUGCUCUCAGAUAGAAAUAUUGGAGUGUCAUCUGAGAAAAGUCGUAAAUAAGCCACAUUUUCUUCGCGAAUGCGUAACACAGCACAUAUAUAUCUCCAAAUUCGCAUUUAUGGUGAAUCAAAAGUUUAAAUUAACUAUCACCAUUCAAUUCAUAGUGAGUACGUUGGUAGUGUGCUUCAAUCUGUAUCAGAUGACACAGACGAGUAUGUUGAGUGCAAAGUAUAUUCAAAUAGUAUUAUAUAUGUUGUGCAUGCUAAUACAAAUCUCUUUUUAUUGUUGGUAUGGAAAUGAAGUCAAGUUAAAGAGUCAACAACUGAUCAGUAACGCGUUUGAAAUAGAAUGGUUUACCUUGGAUCAUAAUAUGCAGAAGAAUUUAUUGAUGAUUAUGACACGCAGCACAAUACCUAUUCAGCUCAGUAGUGCUUUGGUUAUCCCUAUGAAUCUUGAAUCAUUCGUCGGUUUGCUCAAGACAUCGUAUUCUGCUUACAAUAUACUUCAUACAUUUACACUGUCGCAAUUUCUGGACCUAAUUCUAGUCGUGGACAAUACAGAUGACUUCAACGAUAAUUUUUACAUGUUACUCGCCAUGAUUGUUUCUUGUUUCAAAAUGCUUAGUUUAUUGGCAAAUCACAGCAACAUCGCGUUGCUAACAGAUAUUCUCACGAAGAAACCGUGUACACCGCUCGAACCAGACGAACUGGAAAUUCGACAGAAAUUUGAUAAACUCAUUGAGAUGAACACGCUUCAUUAUGCGAUUUUGGUUGAAUUCUCAAGCUCAUACACGGUGAUACAAUCAUUAUUCACUGCUUAUUGGAAAGAAAAGUUGACGUUCAGAGCGUGGUUACCAUUCGACUAUUCUUCGACAAUGCUUUUUAAUUUUACGUAUUUUCAUCAAUUGAUAAGUUUGCUUGUUGGGGCUAUUCUACAUGUUGCUUGCGAUAGUCUGAUAUGUGGAUUACUCUUACAUAUAUGCUGUCAAAUAGAAAUAUUAAAUUCUCGUUUCAGAAAGGUCAUGUACAAUCCAGAAAUUCUUCGUGACUGCGUCAUUCAACACAACCUUAUAAUGAAGUUUGCUUUUAUGGUGAAUAAAAAAUUUAGAUUAACUAUUGCCUUUCAAUUCAUAGUAAGUACGUUGGUAGUGUGUGUAACCUUGUAUCAACUGACCAACACAAACGCAAGAGUUAUCGAAUUAGGAUUAUACAUGUCGUGCAUGCUGACGCAAAUUUUUUUGUACUGUUGGUAUGGAAACGAAGUUAAAUUAAAGAGUUUGCAACUUAUCGAUGACCUAUUCGAAAUAGAAUGGAUCGCGCUGGAACAAGAUGCAAAGAAAAAUUUAUUAACAAUCACAAGAUGUGGUGUCGUACCGAUCGAACUUACGAGCGCCUAUAUUAUUCCUAUGAAUCUCGAUUCUUUCGUGUCGCUGCUCAAAACAUCAUAUUCGACUUAUAACAUACUUCAGCAAAUGCGAGAUGCAAGUAUUGAAAUCGAAUAA